Syngnathus acus (greater pipefish) is the source of this 2052-nucleotide messenger RNA. It is a transcript of the gene slc10a3, whose product is annotated as solute carrier family 10 member 3. Gene Ontology annotation, cellular component: membrane. Gene Ontology annotation, biological process: bile acid and bile salt transport. The record is from RefSeq and is a predicted model, not a curated record. NCBI's taxonomy places the organism in Eukaryota, Metazoa, Chordata, Actinopteri, Syngnathiformes, Syngnathidae. Gene Ontology annotation, molecular function: bile acid:sodium symporter activity. The transcript has a single exon. The coding region runs from base 186 to 1595 and encodes 469 amino acids.
GUCCGUGGACAGGGCGGGGUGACGUCUUGGUUCCGGUAUAAUGGCUGCAAUGAAACAAGAAAUGUACGCGAUGUCGAUCCCUAACGCUCUUGUUUACACCGGAGACAACAAUGACAGUGUUUGACGUCGCGGAGUAAAAGCGUGGCAGGGGAGAAAAGUGUCUGCAGCGCCUGUCGAAGAAUACAAUGAGGACGCUAUUUACAUUCUGUUGUUUGUUCCUUUUUAUCAGCGAAGCGGACGGUGCGUGGGCCACUGUAAGUCACAUCAACCGCAGCAACCUCUCCAAUUUGACGGCAGAUAGCAGCAGGUAUCUCACCAUUGGGGAUGGUUCGUCACAGGAAUUUGAGUUCCCUGAAAACACCAAGGGUGUGAUUGUAAUAUCCACCCAAUUUCAAAGCCAAGCAGCCGGCAGGAAAGGCCGCCAGAGCUGGAAACAGACUGUGACGGUGCGCUCCUUCGAUCCAGAGGUCCUCUCCAUCUUGAAUGUGACAGAUAGUGGCCAUGCAGGACCUGGAAGGAGCUACAUUAUCAGUAUCCACUCCGGUUUUCCAGGAAGAGCCCAGCUUGAGAUCCAGCUGCUGGGACUAGACCAGAAUUCUGUGCCCAUUUUGAUCGAGGAGAGGACGGAUUACUGCAUUGUGGUGGCCCCUGGGAAUGAUGACCCAGCCACACAACUCAUCCAGUCAGGAGGACUCUCCCAUUUCUCAGAGAACCCUGUGCUAUUUGCUUUGCUUCCCCUCAUUGUUAUCAACAAGUGUGCCUUUGGGUGCAAGGUGGAGGUGGAGGUACUGAAGGCUCUAGUGAAGAGCCCCGUGCCACUGGUACUCGGGGUGCUUGGUCAGUUCCUGGUGAUGCCAUUGUAUGCUUACAGCGUGUCUCGGCUGGCCUUGCUGCCCAAAGCGCUCUCACUGGGCCUAGUGAUCACAUGCUCCACCCCAGGUGGCGGAGGCGGAUACCUUUACAGUCUGCUGCUCGGAGGAGACGUCACCCUUGCUAUCUCCAUGACCCUGGUGUCAACAGUGGUGGCGAUGGCAGCCAUGCCCCUGUCAUCAACUCUGUAUGGACGUCUGCUGGGGGUGCAUGCGGAACUGCAUGUGCCGUUCAUAAAGAUUCUUGGCACCCUCCUCUUCAUUGCCAUCCCCAUUUCGCUUGGAAUGCUGGUCAAGCUACGCCUGCCUGCCCUCACUCGUGUCUUGCUAGGACUCAUACGGCCCUUUAGCUUUGUGCUUAUUGUUGGUGGCAUCUUCAUGGCCUACCAAAUGGGCGCAUCUAUACUGGCCAAUGUCAGGCCUCCGAUUGUGGCUGUUGGCGUGACUGUGCCUUUGCUCGGGUUGUUCGUUGGGUCAGUUCUGGCUAAAUUAGUGGGACUGGCACCUUCGGAGAGAAAGACAGUGAGCAUUGAAGUGGGUGUCCAGAACAGCUUGCUAGCCCUUGCUGUCAUGCAGCUGUCCUUCCGCCGGAUGGAGGCCGACUUUGCGUCACAAGCUCCGUUCAUUGUGGCCCUGACGAGCACCUCUGAGAUGCUUCUCGCAGUUCUGGCCUAUUACACCCAGCACUGGUUGUGUGGGCCCACUGUCCCUAGAAGUGACACCUGAUUGUUAAUGCAAUUUUAUGACCUUGGGAAGAAAAAAAACACACCUUAUACCAUUUUCCUUUUUUCCCCAUCAUGAACAGGACAGUUGGCUGACUUUUCUUAUAUCACCCUUUUCAGAUUUUUAAUGAAAACCAAUGGCCUUAUAACCUCCGGAACUAUAUUUGUCUCAUUUCUGUGUAUAUUACACCAUGAGCUACAUGGUGUAACAAUUCACAAAAUAGAAAUACCCAAAAAAGACAAUCUAUUUUUCUACUAAAUUACUUUUUGAAACAAAACUCAGAUUCAUUUUCAUCAUGUUUACAAGCAGUUCAAUGUGUCUUUGCCAGUGGUGGGAGAAUUGUGUAAAAUGGGUGGGGGGUGGGGUUAAUUAUUUGCUAUUGAUUGUGUUUGAUGGAUCUAUGUAGCCACACACUUGAAUAUAAAGAGACAAAAUGAAUAAAAAAACAUGACAAAACAAA